Larimichthys crocea (large yellow croaker) is the source of this 2056-nucleotide messenger RNA. It is a transcript of the gene tspan18b, whose product is annotated as tetraspanin 18b. Gene Ontology annotation, cellular component: plasma membrane. The transcript is spliced from 9 exons. The record is from RefSeq and is a predicted model, not a curated record. The coding region runs from base 391 to 1167 and encodes 258 amino acids. NCBI's taxonomy places the organism in Eukaryota, Metazoa, Chordata, Actinopteri, Sciaenidae.
GCCCUCCGGAGCAGAGCAGGCUGCUGGAUGAACCGCUCAGCUUUCAGCGACUUCACCAAACUGUUUGCAUACCAAUCUCCCCUCAACACUGCAUGCUUGUCCAAACUGGGAUCGCAGAUCUCAGAGCGGUUGGAUUUUAAAUAGUUGGACGGCGUGGGACACCUUCCGUGGACAUCCCAACUAAUCAGCUGUUUUUUUUAUUUUCUAUUUUUUAUUAAUAUUUAUUCUCAAAUCGGCUCUUUGGUGACAUUUUUCGCAGGGAAACAUCUUGUCACAGCCAGAGGUUUCGGCACUGAGCUGCGCUUUGAGCCCAUGAAAACAGGAGAGGAGAGAAGACCGAGAGAAGUCAUCAGAUUCAUCUGAACAAAGGAGAGACAAACGCAGUUACACAUGGGGCAGGGAGAGGCUUCAGCACGGGGGACGACCAUGGAGGGGGACUGUCUCAGCUGCAUCAAGUACCUCAUGUUUGUCUUCAACUUCUUCAUCUUUCUUGGGGGCUCUUUCCUCCUAGGAGUGGGAGUAUGGGUGCUGGUGGACCCCACAGGGUUCAGGGAAAUUGUAGCGGCCAACCCAUGGCUAUUCACUGGUGUCUACAUCAUCCUGGGCAUGGGAGGCAUGCUCUUCCUUCUGGGCUUCUUGGGCUGCUGUGGAGCCAUCCGUGAAAACAAGUGUCUGCUCCUCUUUUUCUUCAUGCUCAUCCUCCUCAUCUUCUUAGCAGAGCUGGCUGCCGCCAUCCUGGCCUUUAUAUUCCGGGAGCAUCUGACCAGAGAGUACUUCACCAAGGAGCUGAAGAGACAUUAUCAGGGCUACAACAACACUGACGUCUUCACCUCCACAUGGAAUGCCAUCAUGACUACAUUUGACUGCUGUGGGGUGAACAGCCCAGAGGAUUUUAAGGACAGCCUGUUCAGGGAGAUCAACCAAAAUCAUAUGGUGCCAGAAGCCUGCUGCCAGCGUGCCAGUCAGACCGGGGAGUUGGCCUAUAUCACCCAGGAGCAGUGCUUAUCAGGCAAUAUGAUGUUCCGCAAUAACAAGGGCUGUUACUCUGCGGUAGUUGACUACUUUGAACUGUACAUCUAUGUGGCUGGAGCACUGGCCAUUGUGGUGCUGACCAUUGAGCUCUUUGCCAUGGUCUUUGCAAUGUGUCUCUUCAGGGGAAUCCAGUAGAGCUGCUCCAUCUGUGAACUUCUUCUUUUUUUUUUCUUUUUUUCUUUUUUCUUUUUAGAAAAAAAAAGGGAAUUCAGGAGAAAAGAACAAAAUGGACACUUGUAAAUUUGUUGAUCUCUUUUUCUAUUGGCUAAUUGGUAGAAAAACAAACUCUCUCAAACUCGUGUACUUCACAGCUGGACCUUUGAGGUACUGGGUAGCAAAAAAAAAACAAAAAAACAACAACAACAUAUACAUACAAACACAUAAACCAUACAGAACGUGGGAGAUCAGAGACAAAACUGAUGUAAAAAAGAUUUGUGUGUAAAGUGGAAACAGUAAUUUUUGGACCAGGUCUAUAACACAGACUGGGUGUAAAAGUGGACCAGGCAUGUGGACCAGGGGAAGCCUGAGCAGAAGGCACUGCACUGACUUUUGGAUGAAGAAUAUUUAUAUUAAGUAAAGUUGGCUUAACUGUAAAAAAAAAAGAGAAAACAAACAAAAAAAAAACCCCAAUGUGUUUCAUGUACACUUUGGCUGUUACCUUUUUUCCUUUCAUACUGUAUACUGUAACACGCUCCCUCCCUCCAUAUGCCUUUUUUUACAGCCACUCUUCUUUAAUGCUGUAUUAUAUAAGCUCUGCGUGUGUGUGCAUGUGUGUGUGUGUGCGUGUGUGUGUGUGUAUAUACUUGAUGCUCUUUUUGAAUGUGUAUGAACUAGUUUGUGAGCACAUGAGCUCUCAGCUCUUCAUGACCCCUCCCAAGCUUGAAAGCCAACCCCUUUUUUUCUAUUUGUAUGGUGACGUUUAUUGCAGUAGUGGUUAUAUGUGGUUUUAGGUGGUGAAAUGUAUGUGUAUGCAUUUGUAUUAGAUUCUUGAAAAGUCAAUGACAUAAAUGGCAUUCGAAAUGAC